Delphinapterus leucas (beluga whale) is the source of this 8783-nucleotide messenger RNA. The record is from RefSeq and is a predicted model, not a curated record. Lineage: Eukaryota; Metazoa; Chordata; Mammalia; Artiodactyla; Monodontidae.
GCUCAGGUUGAAGUCCGAAACGACGCCUGUUCUGCUUAAGAAACUCAGCCCCCUGACACCUGGCACUGUCCACAGCAUAACUGCCUUAUUCUUGUUUCAAAAUGAUUUCCUGAUCAUGUGACUGGAGACGUGGGAUACGAGCCAGUAUGGUUGCCUAUUGUAUAUGACCCCCAACCCCCGGUAGGCCUGGUACGAGUGGUGACCUAUUUAUCAAAUGAAGGGCUCUUUAAUAAAAACCGGAUGUUACCCGACCCCCAGCAGGACUCUUUUUCUCAUUCAGUGUGAGGAAGGAGCCUAGCAUAAGUGAGCAGUGGAAUUGGCAGUCUUAGGGGUCUUAGCAAAGUGUCCAGAGAUCUAAGGACGCUGACCACCAUUGCUCCGGAUAAUGACCACUGAACAUUUGGAGUAGAUCUUGGUGGGAUCGGGUCCUUUAAACCUCAGUAGGAUGGGAGGAGUGUGCUCUGGACCAGAAUCACACCAGCCCCUAAAGGCUAGUUACCCAAGUUAUCUCCUGGGCCUUCUCCUGAAAAAGGGGACUAUGGGGCAGUGUCCCCACUGUCCCCAGAGUAAAGCAUUGCCUUGGAACGGAAGACAGCCGUGGAUGGUGUGGUGGCAUCCCCGGAGAGGGGUGUGUCCUCCUCCUGGCAGUGGGGUCCGCACUGGUUGGGGUAACCUUUCACCGGGGGAGGGGAGGCUCGAGCUGCUCUCUCAUUGGCCUAUUUAGGAAGUGUUCAUCAAAUACUUGCCGUAUGCAAUGCCAGGAUGCUGGGAUAUGACAACCAAACAGAGCCCUGCCCCUAAGGAACCCCCAGUCUACUGGGGGACACACGCAGGGAAGGAGGCUGUUAGCUUUGUGUGUGACGAGGGCUACCACUUAGCCCUUAGAAGGGACACCCAGCAGUGUCUUGGGAGAGCAGGGAAGCCUCCCUGGAGGAGGUGCUGCCGACCUGGCCCCAGAAGGGUGGAGAGGAGUUCUCCUGGGAAGGGGGCUGGGUAGAGGCGUUGGGAAGGCUCUUGCUGGUCUAGAGGCUGAGGGUGGGAAGGUGACUGGGGAGGGAGUUGAGGAAGGCCUCGCUGGCAGAGGCCCAGGGGUGCAAGGGCGUAUUUGAGGAGCUGCAGAGACGGCCUGUAAAAGCUGCUGGACCCUGGGCACUGUGUGUGGGAAGGGGCAGGAGGUGGGCAGGAGUGGCUCGGACCUCCCAGAUGUUCCCACUUCAGCCCUGUGGGCAAGUGGGAGCCUGGAAGGAUUUCAGCAAAGGAGGGAGGUCUGCGAUCAAGCAGGUUUGGGAGGCCGCUCCAGCGAUGGAGCUUGGAGGACUGAGUCCGGCUGGGGCCCUGAGGAUUCGUGGGGAGGGUGGAUUUGAGAGGCUUGAGGUGUGGGGCUGGGAAGGCUCCAGGCAGGCAUAUCCUUAGACUCCGGAGGGCAGCAGGACCACCUGGGCUUGGUAAGCGCAGCCUGCUGGCCCGGCCCCAGAGGCCUGGGUGGUGCCGAGAAUUCACAUUUCUAACAGGCUGCAGGUGACACUGCCGCUGCUGGACAGGGGCUGGGCUCUGGAACCACGGCUCCAGGCUUCGGGCUCAGGUGACAGGGCGUACCCCUGAGCCAUGGAGUUUAGGAAGGCGAGGUCUGGGGGAUGCAAAGGCGAGAACAGGAAGUUGCGUGGUUGCAGCUGAAAGCCCGGCUGCCCAUCACCCGCGUCACCGCCAGCCGCUCUGCCGCCCGUGAUCCUCAGCCCCCAUGUCUCACUCCCUUCCAGGUGGCACCUCCCUGAGCUUCCUGGUUUUGGUGACGGGCUGCACAUCUGUGGGCAGAAUUCCAGAGGCCGAAAUCUACAAAAUCACCGCCACCGACUUUUACCCACUUCAGGAAGAGGCCAAGGAGGAGGACCGCCUCACAGCCUUGAGGAAGAUCCUCAACUCAGGGGUCUUCUACUUCUCGUGGCCCAGUGAUGGGUCUUGCUUCGACCUCACUGUCCGGGCACAGAAGCAGGGCGAUGACAGCUCUGAGUGGGGCAACUCCUUCUUCUGGAACCAGCUGCUGCACGUGCCCCUGAGGCAGCACCAGGUGCGCUGCUGUGACUGGCUGCUGAAGGUCAUCUGCGGGGUGGUGGCCGUCCGCACGGUGUACGCCUCUCACAAGCAGGCCAAGGCCUGCCUCGUCUCCCGUAUCAGCUGCGAGCGCGCCGGUGCUCGUUUCCACACCCGAGGCGUGAACGACGACGGCCAUGUGUCCAACUUCGUGGAGACGGAGCAGAUGAUUUACACGGGCGAUGGAGUGUCGUCUUUUGUUCAGAUCAGGGGCUCCGUUCCGCUGUUCUGGGAGCAGCCAGGGCUUCAGGUGGGUUCCCAUCAUCUGAGACUCAACAGAGGCCUGGAAGCCAACGCCCCUGCUUUCGACAGGCACAUGGUGCUUCUCAAGGAGCAAUAUGGGAAGCAAGUGGUCGUGAACCUGCUGGGGAGCAGAGGCGGAGAGGAGGUGCUCAACAGAGCCUUCAAGAAGCUGCUCUGGGCUUCUUGCCACGCCGGCGACACGCCUAUGAUCAACUUUGACUUCCAUCAGUUUGCCAAAGGCGGGAAGCUAGAGAAAUUGGAGAACCUGCUGAGGCCACAGUUGAAGCUGCACUGGGAUGACUUUGAUGUGUUUGCCAGGGGCAAGAAUGUAAGUCCACGUUUUCAGAAAGGCACUUUGCGGAUGAACUGUCUCGACUGCCUGGACCGAACCAACACGGUGCAGAGCUUCAUCGCCCUCGAGGUCCUCCACCUGCAGCUUGAGAGCCUAGGGCUGAAUUCAAAGCCCAUUGCCGACCGCUUCGUGGAGUCCUUCAAAGCCAUGUGGUCUCUGAACGGGCACAGCCUGAGCAAGAUGUUCACGGGCAGCCGGGCCCUGGAAGGGAAGGCCAAGGUGGGGAAGCUGAAGGACGGGGCCCGGUCUGUGUCUCGCACAAUCCAGUCCAACUUCUUUGACGGGGUGAAGCAGGAGGCCAUCAAGCUGCUGCUGGUCGGGGACGUCUACGCUGAAGAGUCUGCGGACAAAGGAAGGAUGCUGCUGGACAACCAGGCCCUGCUGGUGACUCCCAGGAUCCUGCAAGCCAUGUCGGAGCGCCAGUCGGAGUUCACGAAUUUCAAGCCGGUGCGCGUCGCCGUGGGCACCUGGAACGUGAAUGGAGGGAAGCAGUUCAGGAGCAACCUGCUGGGCACUGCCGAGCUGGCUGAGUGGCUGUUGGAUGCGCCCGUGUCUUCUGGAGUCUCUGGAUCCCAGGAUGACAGCAGCCCAGCUGACAUAUUUGCCGUGGGGUUUGAAGAGAUGGUGGAACUGAGCGCAGGGAAUAUCGUCAAUGCCAGUACCACCAACAGGAAGAUGUGGGGUGAGCAGCUUCAGAAAGCCAUCUCACGCUCUCAUAGGUACAUUCUCUUGACUUCGGCACAGCUGGUGGGCAUCUGUCUUUAUAUCUUUGUACGUCCGUACCACGUCCCCUUCAUCAGGGACGUGGCGAUUGACACAGUGAAGACAGGCAUGGGGGGAAAGGCGGGGAACAAGGGCGCCGUGGCCAUCCGCUUCCAGUUCCACAGCAGCAACUUCUGCUUCGUCUGCAGCCACCUGACGGCCGGGCAGUCCCAGGUGAAGGAGAGGAACGAGGACUACAGGGAGAUCACCCAGAGGCUGAGCUUCCCGAUGGGAAGAAACAUUUUUUCUCACGAUUACGUGUUUUGGUGCGGCGAUUUCAACUACCGCAUUGAUCUCACUUACGAAGAAGUCUUCUAUUUUGUUAAACGCCAAGACUGGAAGAAGCUCCUGGAAUUUGAUCAGCUACAGCUACAGAAAUCAAGUGGAAAAAUUUUUAAAGACUUUCACGAAGGCACCAUUGACUUUGGACCCACCUACAAGUAUGACGUUGGCUCUGCUGCCUACGACACAAGUGACAAAUGCCGCACCCCGGCCUGGACGGACAGGGUCCUGUGGUGGAGGAAGAGGCAUCCUUUUGACAGAACAGCUGGAGAACUCAACCUUCUAGACAAUGAUCUGGACGCUGACACCAAAGUCGGACACGCCUGGUCUCCUGGUGCCCUCAAGUAUUACGGCCGAGCAGAGCUGCAAGCGUCUGACCACAGACCCGUGCUGGCCAUCGUGGAGGUGGAAGUGCAAGAAGUCGAUGUGGGUGCUCGGGACAGGGUGUUCCAGGAAGUGUCCUCUUUCCAGGGCCCCAGGGACGCCACCGUCGUCGUCAACCUUCAGUCGCCAACCUCCGAAGAGAAAAACGAAUUUCCCGAGGACGUGCGCACGGAGCUCAUGCAGACCUUGGGCAGUUACGGGACGAUCCUGCUUGUCAGGAUCAACCAAGGGCAGAUGCUGGUGACUUUUGCAGACAGUCACUCGGCGCUCAGCGUCCUGGAUGUGGACGGAAUGAAGGUGAAAGGCAGAGCUGUGAAGAUUCGACCGAAGACCAAGGACUGGCUGCAAGGUUUGCAAGAGGAGAUCAUUGGAAAGCGAGACAGCGUGGCCGCCGCGUCCCCCACCGCCAACUCCUGUCUGCUGGAGGAAAACUUCGACUUCACGAGUCUGGACUAUGAGUCAGAAGGGGAUAUUCUCGAAGACGACGAGGACUAUUUGGUGGAUGAGCUGAGCCAGCCCGUGGUCUCAGAUAGUGAAGCGGGCGGAGACGAGCUCGCCGACGCCCCCAGCUCCAUGGCAGUGGCGCCUCCCAGCCGGUCACCGGCACUCACCAAAAAGAAGCAGCAUCCAACCUACAGAGAUGAUGCUGACCUGGUGGUGUUAACGCAGGAGCUGGAAGCAGUUGGGGACUUCCGCCACCGCUCUCCAAGUCGGUCUCUGUCGGUUCCCAAUAGGCCUCGGGCACUUCACCCACCGCAGAGACCCCCCCCUCCAACUGGUCUAAUGGUGAAAAAGUCAGCCUCGGAUGUGUCCAUCUCCUCUGGCACCCAUGGGCAAUAUUCGAUUUUGCAGACAGCAAAACUUCUGCCAGGAGCACCUCAGCAAGCACCCAAAGCUAGGACUGGGAUAAGUAAGCCUUAUAACGUCAAGCAGAUCAAAACUACCAACGCUCAGGAGGCGGAAGCAGCAAUCCGAUGUCUCCUGGAAGCCAGAGGAGGCACCCCGGGAGAAGCCCUAAACGCCACAGCCUUGACGGACCAGGGAUCUUCCAAACCAGAGCCCACAGCGGGGGUGGCCCCACUCCUGCCCCGUCGGCCCGCACCCAGAGUUCCUGCCAUCAAGAAGCCAACCUUGAGGAGGACAGGAAAGCCCGCGUCACCAGAAGAACAGUUUGGGCAUCAAGCUGUCCAUUUUACAAUCGGGCCCCCGGAGACGAACCUUGACACCCCUCCUCUAGCAACAGCCCCUCCCGUUCCCAAACCGAGAACACUUCAGCCCGGGAAAGGUGCCGCUGUCUCCAGGAAGCCAGCGCCGGACGAGGCCCCGACCGCGGCCGCCCCGCCCCCUCCGGAGGCCCCGCCCCUCGUGCCCCAGGUGCCCCCUCGGAGGAAGAAGUCGGCGCCGGCGGCCUUGCACCUGCAGGUGCUGCAGAGCAACGAUCAGCUUCUCCAGGGGCCUCCCUGCAGCAGCCCCAGCAGCGACUGUCCGCCCACACCCCUGCCUGCUGGGGGCGCGCUCUUCCCCCAGCCGCCUUUCCUUGGCCCUUCAUCACCUGCAAGCCCUGAGGCUGAUGGCACCAAGGACACGAAGUCGGAGGCCGCCCCCCUCCUCGGUGAUUAUCAGGACCCCUUCUGGAGCCUUCACCACCGUAACCUGUUGAAUAAUUCCUGGCUUCCCAAGAGCCCUGACCCCCUGGACUCAGGGAACAGGAACCUCGGAAGAGCACACGCAGCCCCCCAAGUCAGUGCCUCACCUGCCCAGGAGCCGCCACUGGAGCACAGAGAAAAAGACUUCGGUCACUGGGUGACAACCAGUGACAAGGACAAGAGGACGGUGCUGCAGGUGUUUGACCCACUGGCGAAAUCAUGACUGGGAAACUCCGACAGCAGCUCUCCCACAGGAUGUGUGCCUUCUCCCCCUGGCCUCACCUUAACAGGGGAAAGCCCAUUGGUCUCAACUCCCCAGUUGAAAGAGACAUCUAGUUAAAGGCACACUGAAAAAACAUUGAUACUCUUGUGUAGUUUACAAAAAUUGCGUCUCUUAUUCAGUAAGAUUAUUAUUCAGCCACCAAAAUAUGUUUUAUUCCAGACUUGUGCAUGUUAAGUUUCCUCUCAGGGUGUGAGAAACCUCCGGGUAGAUUCAGUAUACGGAUUUUAGGAAAGAGAAUCUAGCCGAUAAUGCUCAAGAGGUUCCCUCCCAUUGAAUUUUAAACGGUUAUUCAAGUUAUGUUUGUAUGUGGUGAGUUUGUUUUUAAAUACUGUUUGUAUUUUACAGACUUGGAAUAACCUUUUGGUGACCCACCUGAAGGUUGAUGCAUAAUGUAAGGAUUCCACUAAAAGGUGGUUGGGACCAUUAAGAGCUGUACCUGGCCGCCGACACCAGGUUAAAAAAGAUAUCAGAGUAGGAAGCAGCAAAUAGGUCAACCAAAAGAUUAGACUGUACAUUCCUGGGAGCCCCUGUGUUUAUUUAUGUACGUGUAUAUUAGCCGUGAUUAUGUGGGCGUCCUGGGGGAGAUGGUAUCAUUCCCUGCUUUGGUUCCGGAGCAUAUACCAUUAGCUUCACCUGAGCUCCAACUGCCUAAGUCUCCUGUACCAUGUCUUAGACUUUGCAUGUCCCGUAAAUUGCUACAGUCCUGAGCUCUGGUGUGCUACCAGUUUUUACACACUGUCUGUUCCCUAUUAAAUAAAACCUCAUGGCUUUCUUUUUCUCCUUAUAUUCCAUAUUCAGAAAAAGCACAAAAUGUGAAAACUCAUACUGGUACAUACGAGUACUGAUUUUCAUUAUUAUAAUUUGAAGAAUAUCUGUUUUAGUCUGGUCUACCUAGCUGUGGCUUCAGGAAGGAAAGUUACCACGUGUCCCCAUAUAUAAGAAACCUCAGGAUAUUCUGAGUUAGCUUAUCUACAUUUUUAUUAGGUUUUGUUUUCCUCUACGUUUCCAACACCACUUCUUACCUAUUCAGUCUUUAAAAAAGACAUCACCAUACUGCUUUACAUUUUUAAAAGAAUGUUACAAGGCCUAGAACUCAUUUGGAUUAGAUAUCAUAAUUUUGCUGAUAAGAAAUUUACUGGCAAAAUCUUAGUGUGCCACAUACUAUGUUUAGGAGUCUUUCAUGUCAUAGAAUCAUACAGCAAUGGUUCUGUGUUAUCCCUAAUGUGACCAGCGAAUUCCUGUACUCAAAGCUAAUGGUUAGGAUGGCAGGCAGGCUCCUUUUACUGAUCAGACCUCUGGGAUUUCAGAAUUAACUCUCAUUGCUACUAUCAAGAUACAUUACAGAUUAUACGAAAACAGAACUGUAUCUCAUUUCAUCUGAAAACUAAUAAAAGAAAAAGAUAUUAGUGACCCAUAGAGAUAAAUAGAUAACACGAGUAGUUAACCAGUAGUAAAAGAUGGUGUUUUUAGCCUUAGCUGAUUGGGACAGCUUGUCUAGCACUUACAUGCUUUAUGUCAUUUUUACCUCUCUGAGAAAUGCAAGAAGUAAACAGCGUGAUCCUUGAAAGCGUUAGGAGGAGAAAGGAAGCAAGAUGGGUAAGAGGCUCUGGAAAGGUAAAUCAUUUACCAGGAUUCGCGUCACUUCUAAAGGGCAUAGUUGGGAAUGGAACUGAAGAUUUCUUAAUUUAAACACUCUUUUCUCCAUAACCUCUUUUCCUACUAAAAAGGAGGUGAAUUUGAAGGCAUAUCUAUGUAACAGUGAGUCAGAAAAGCAGGGGGAAAGUAAGCACCACAAAAGUUGCUUCCAGUGGUUAAUUUUCAGGUUUCUUCUUUGUUCUAGAUAGCGAAUAGCCAAUAAAUGCUACACUGAACAGAAUUUCAUUUCAGAUAGGUGUUCAUCACACAAAUAGUUGUUAAGAAUCUGACAGUAAGUAUUAACACACAGAACUGUAUUGAGGCAGGUCACAGGAAAAAUUAUAAGUAGUUUAACAUUAAGAAAUGAAUAUUAUUUGCUCAUGGCUGUUGAGGUUUAAUGAAUAACAGAGACUGGAUUUUGAGUUGAUAAUAUGUAAGGUUCUUGUACUAACAUUCACUUUUUUUUUUUUUUAAAAAGGACAAUUGGAAUUGCUUUAUUUUUUAAAUCAGUGCUUAACAGUGGGUAUCUUUCCUAGGUUAGCAGUAGAGUUGGUUGAAUAAUCUCGACAAUGAGCAGCUGCCAUCCUGGGGAUUUCAUUCCAUGGUUUUUAUUUUUAAUCUUUCUUUGAUGUUCCCACACCAGCCGUUUUAUUGUGACCUUGCAGUUCAUUUCAUUACUGUUGUGUAAGGUGUUACAGUUCACCACAGUAUUUUAGGCACAGACUUUACAAUUCGGCAUUGUCUCCCUGACCCCAAUUAGAUUCCCUUUUUACAGUAUAAUCUUCCUGGACUUCUUGCCAAUUUAAAAAAAUUUGUUCCAGUAAAUUACUGAAACAAGGACAUCUGCCCAAGAAAGUCCUGUAAAAGUUUAAAGUUGUUGAAGUUCACGACACUUAAAAUUCUCCUGACCUGUGUAUGAGCAAGGUAAUGUAUUAAAACAUUUGCUUUAUAAUGAAGUAAUUCUAUUAGAAAGGACUGCAGAAAUUACUUAUUGGAUCUUACUGGAUGACUAGCAAUGAAUAAAAACCCUAAUGUUUAUUUGAAGUGAUAAUUUGUACUGAAAUUGUAAAAAAAAAAACUUAUUAAAUGUUCUAUCUUUUUUUUUUAA